UGCCUAGCAGCGCAGAGACUGCGGUAGGCGGAUCGCGGGGAGGCCACGUCCUCCUGGCCAGCCCCAGUGGUUGUGAGUAAACAUGGCUGCUGCCGGGAGAAAGACGAGGCGAGCUGGGGUAGGAGAGACGCCGUCGUUACCGUCUUUGGGCCGGACGUCUCUCUUCCUUUUGUUCGUGGCCCUGCCGGUCCGGGGCCAAGGUGAGAACGAUACACGUGAUGCAAGCUUGAAUAUGAAUUCUAUCAAAUUAAUGCCGACUGAAACUCACAGUAUAGCACCUGUUAUUGCAGCAGCCAGUCAAAACAUUGUGAAGAGUACAACAAAAGAAACCAUGUCUCCACCAUCUGUGAAAACUGGCACCCCUGUAGCACCUGGGCCAACUAUAGCAAAAGAGAAGCCAUCCACAUCACCUGUGCCACUUUCUGUGACUCCCAGUCCUAAUACAGAAAUGAUUGUUGAUAUUUCAGAAGACACAAAUAUUAAUAGAGAUGACAUUACAGACAAAUAUGAAUUUGCUAGUUCGCUACCAACACCAGAUGAACCUAUAGAUACUAGUUUUCCAGAGGAUGAUGACCAGUUUGAUUCUCAAGGGGAUGAUCAAGAUGACCAAAGCAUUCCUGAAUUUGCAGAAGAUUUGACAAGUAUGCACAGCUAUGAAAACAGGAAAUCAUUUGCUGAUGAGAUGAAGGACUCUCAAGUCUCAGAACUGGAAGAAGAUAGCCAUUUCUUUUUUCAUCUGGUUAUUGUUGCCUUUUUGGUAGCUGUUGUUUACAUCACAUAUCACAAUAAAAGAAAGAUCAUUUUGCUAGUUCAGAGCAGAAGAUGGCGAGAUGGGCUUUGUUCCAGAACAGUUGGAUAUCAUCGUUUAGAUCAAAAUGUUAAUGAAGCUAUGCCUUCAUUAAAAAUUACCAAUGAUUACAUUUUUUAAAUGUGUUGUGAUCCCAGUUUACUGAACUUGUGGUUUACUCUGCCUUGUUUUUUAUAUAAUGUGCAGGCAUUUGCUCUAAGCCAUGGGCAUAUGCACAUUCUUCUUGCCUUGCAGGUUUUAGCCUUAAAAUGAGGGCAUGAAAGAUUAAUAUUGACUUAUGGUGACAGCCAUACCCCAGCUUCACUGCACAUAGUGGCAUUUUUACUCACUUUAUCUUCUGGCUGAAACAGUAGUCCUAGUUUAGAACAUAGCCUCAUAAUGCUCAUUACUCAACAUCUUAGUGAUAAAUAUCACCAAUGAAUCAUACAAAAACAGUGGUUUCCAACCUUGGGUAUCCCAAGUGUUCUUGGAGUGCAAUUCCCACAAGUCUUCACCACUAGCUGUGCUUAUAGGGGUUUCUCGGAGUUGCAGUCCAAGAACACCAGGGUUUCCUAAUGUUGGAAACCACUGUACUGAAAGAAACUUCUGGUAAUUCCCUAUUUCAAUCAUGUAUCCUAUUUGUUUCAUAAAUACAAAGGUGGAAUAAAAUUAGGUUCCUUCUAGACACAUUACUUGUAUAUCUAAUCAUUUUUGUAUUUUUUUUCUGUUGCAUUUGCAUAGAGAAACAUUUUAAGAAAUAUUUUUUAUGUAUUAUUGAUGAGUUUGGCUUGCAUGAUUCAUGAAUACGUGCUGGUGAUACUGAGCCAAACAUUUCUCCAUUGUGUUUUUUUUUGGGGGGGGGGGAUAUUUGCUUUUAAAAAACAAGAAUUAAAAUAAAAUGUUUUCAGGCUAGACACUCAAUUGCACAAAAAGACCAGUAAAACAUUCUCAUCUGUGCUGCUUUGAUAUUUUAAGUAGGGCUUGCCAAGGUAUUAUUUGCAAUUUUGUUAUUACAAACAUGGAAAGGAUGCAGAUUUUAGAGACAUUUGGAUCCAGGAGUGUGGGUUCUCCAAUGGGAAAGAUGCUUGCUUGUAGAAUGGACUCCCUUCCCCAUAAUGCACCCCCUCCAAUUACUCUGGAGGCUUGGCACAGCAGGAAAAAGGUAGUUUGCUUGCCUAGUAUUGGUUGUUGGCCUGAGUUAAUGACAGUAUUGGUCACACUUAGCUGCAAUUAUAAGAAUGACAUCCUGAGGUGGCCCUUAUUCAGAAAACAUGGCACCAUUUUGUUUCAUUUUGAAGAAGAAAAAAUCAGCAGGUUGUAUUUUUAAAAACUGUACAUUUUGUUAUUUAUCUUCAUUUCCACAAAUUGUAACGUAUAUAAAUCAGUGGUUUUACUUGAAUGUACAUCCUGUUGUUGAGUGGUGUUUUUCUCUGGGUGGAGGAACAUGUAAAUAAUGAAGUGUAGCUAAUGAAUUUAUUUUUAAGUAUUGAAAUAUUCUGAAAAACUCCCAAACCUCUAACAUGAGAAGAGUUGUGGUGGGCAUGAUCCUAUUUUAAUAGAUAGAUCAACUGAGCUGCUAUAUUCCUUCAUUUUGUACUCCUAAACAUAAGAAAAUGCAGCACAAACAAUAAACUCCAGGACUGUUUUCUGCAGUGGUUUUUAUCAUAUUUGAUCUUGUACCACUUUUAAUAAGACUUUUGAAAUAAACUCCCAACAAUAUAAUUCUUUAGUA
This is a messenger RNA of Pogona vitticeps (central bearded dragon), 2519 nucleotides long. It is a transcript of the gene C2H5orf15, whose product is annotated as chromosome 2 C5orf15 homolog. The record is from RefSeq and is a predicted model, not a curated record. NCBI's taxonomy places the organism in Eukaryota, Metazoa, Chordata, Lepidosauria, Squamata, Agamidae.